AUGUCUUUCCGAUACAAAAGUGUUGCUGUAAUUGGCGCAGGUAUCAGUGGCGUGGUAGCUGCAGCUCAUCUCCAAAAAGAGGGUGUCGAGGUCACUGUUUUUGAGCGAUCGAGUGCCGCAGGAGGCAUCUGGCUCUACGAUGAGCGAAAGCCCUUGGAGCCACCGUAUUCGGGAACCAAAGUGUCCAGAGCCGAUAGUGUUCAUGCGACCGAGGAGACGGAGGACACAGAGAGACUGCUUCAUGCGCCACCUGGUCCAUGUUAUGUGGGCCUCAAGAACAACAACUUUGACGCCGUAGUGAUUGCGUCCGGUCAUUACCACACACCAAGAGUUCCCGAUACGCCUGGACUGGCGGAAUGGAAGCGACGAUUUCCUGGUAGAGUGCAGCAUUCGAAAAGCUACCGAAGGCCCGAGAAUGCCCAAGAUAAGAACUAUCUACUUGUCGGUGCAAGUGUAUCCGCGACGGACAUUGCCCGCGAACUGAGCCCGUACGCAAACAAGAUCUUACAGAGCCAAAGAUAUGGCAAAUUUGAUCUACCUCCUAGCAUGCUUCCCGACAAUGCAUUCCGCAUCGAAGAGGUGGCAUCGUACGACGAACCACGCGCGAAGGCAUAUGCAUCAGCAUCACUGAACCCCGACGAAGCGAUUCCGGCAACCGUCACAUUGAAGUCAGGCGCAAAGAUCUGUGAUAUCCACCAUGUAAUACUUUGCACUGGCUACUAUCUCACCCUGCCUUUCCUACCACAGCUCACCUCAGACGAGACGCCAGUCGAGCAUGCCGACGACGCGGUUUUGGUGACGGAUGGUACACAAUUCCACAAUCUACACAAAGAUAUCUUCUACAUCAACGAUCCGACCCUGGCCUUCGUUGGAGUGCCUUUCUUCACGGCCACCUUCACGCUAUUCGAGUUUCAAGCUAUGGUUGUUGCAAAGGUGUUCUCAGGCCAGGCCAAGCUUCCCAACAAUGAUGUUAUGCGGUCGGAGUACUACGCACGCGUGAAGAGCAAAGGUUAUGGCAAGUCGUUUCAUAGUCUGCGAGAUCAAGAAGCGAGCUAUGUCAACGAGCUUAUGGACUGGGUCAAUGCUGAUCUACAAGAAGCCGGCAAAGAUAAGUUGCAUGGUCACACCGAGAAGUGGCAUCGCGCAAGGGCGCAGCAGCUUGAGAGGAUGAAGGCUUUUUUGGCUAAUCCUACAACCGAGAAGCGGUUUGAAGCGACGUGUGUAUGA
Molecule: messenger RNA, 1227 nt
Organism: Alternaria ventricosa
Lineage: Eukaryota; Fungi; Ascomycota; Dothideomycetes; Pleosporales; Pleosporaceae
Exons: 5
Coding region: 1-1227 (408 amino acids)
Molecular function (GO): NADP binding; flavin adenine dinucleotide binding; N,N-dimethylaniline monooxygenase activity
Source: RefSeq, a predicted model, not a curated record